CCUUCAUGAACUCAAAUAAAUUACAAUGGUUCCAUAUAAUUUCAGGAACAACUUUCUCCGGUUGCUCCUCCAGUCCUGGCAUCACCCCCGUUUUAAGGAAACAAAACGUCUUCCGUUUUAUUGUGCAUUUCCUUUACAUCUGUAGUCUCCGCCACACACACUCACUCACACACACACAAAGAGAACCACAGGGACAUAUCACACAUUGGCGACCUAGGCAGCUGCACCUUUUUCAAUGCCAACCCAAGGCCAGCUGCAACAUCCGAUGGGCUCUUCUUCUUGGUUUUCCAUUUGAUUGCCAUUUAGCAAGAGGCAUUAAUGCGGCUGUCUAAUUAACUUUAUGCGCUUGCGGCAAUAUUCGAGUGAUUAUGCACGGAGGGGGGAUGGAUGGAGAUGGAGCAGAUGCAUGUCGCGUUAUCAUGCUGCCCAGCUGUACCGUUAUCAGCGGCAGACAUGCGCUCUCAUAAGCUUUUGUUCCUUUCGGGGAAAGCUCGCUCCCGCUGAGAGAGCCUUCGGUCGCGCGAAAUAACGGAAGUCCUUGCUGGUGCUGCUGGGGCUUGUUGACUGUCGAAAAUUUUCACUUAACAAUCAGUCAAGUUUAUCGGGCGCCUUAGUUUAGUCGAAGAAAAAUCGCGCGGCGCCAAGCGUGUAACAUCGCCAGGCAGCUGAAGAAGCAGCAGCAGCAGCAGCACCAGUACAGCAGGACACAACGAAAAAGGAUAACUGGCUUUAGAACAAAUUUUCCAGACCGCCCCCCUCCGGACAUCAUAAAUAAAUAAGGCAAAGAAAUGGCUUCGCUUCAUUCAUAAACCAGGCCUUCCAAGAGCUCGCCGAUCAACGAAUAAUUAAACAGAAUCCCAAGGAACCCCCACCCCCCCAAAACAAAGCGAAGGAGCUCCAAAAUACCAGCCCGAAAUUAUGCCGGAGGAAAAGGGCACCAGCUUGGAGAAUGGCGGCCAGGCGGCGGCCAAUUCCACGCCCACAAAAACAAAGCCCCAACAACGCCAGAAGACACCGCCAGCCCGCCGACGGCCCAAUGACAGCGAUGUGGUGGCCGGUGGUGUGGGUAUCACUGGCGGCGGAGUCGUGAUCCUGCCGCAGCAUGUGCUCAACGAACUAUACCACAACUACUCCAUCAAGCAGCGACGCAGCGGCCUCAAGUGGUUCCUGUUUGCGGCCGUGCUAUUCAACAUAUGGACUAUUGUAAUUCCCUGGGAUCAAGCAAUGGCCACAAGAGUGGUAAACUGUUGCAUGCUGCUGGCUUACUUGGCUCUAACGGCUCUGCUCCACAUCGGACGUGGCUCGGAGAAACCAACCUUAAAAAGGCUCCAUGAGAUCCUCCUGACGAUAAUCCCUCGGGCCUUGUGGCUACUUAGCAUUCUACACUUUGUGGCAUAUGUUAUCCUGCAACCAAGUUUCUCGCCUAGAGAUGUCCUUGGCUGGGCUAUUCUUCUCAACUUCCUGGUCUAUGUGACCCUGCCGCUGCCUCUGAUAUUCCUCGGGCUGUCGAUUGGCUGCUGCUCUUAUUUGAUAUGCCUUAGUCUGCCCGUGGCUUACUCUCGCCAGGAUCCAAUGCUCUCCAAUCAGGUGGCGGCCAAUGCUGUCCUUAUAGCCACCGCCGCCCUCAUCGGACUCCUGUACUACUUUAUGGGCGAGGCCAAGCAGAAGCGGGCCUUCCUGGAGGCCAAAAAGAGCCUUGAGGUGAAAAUGGUCAUCGAGGAGCAGUCUGCCGAGCAGGAGCGAUUGCUGCUGUCGGUGCUUCCAAAGCAUGUGGCUAUAAAAAUGCGAGAAGACUUGGGAUCCUCUAGUUCUGAGGCUUUCAAGAAGAUCUAUAUGAGCCGUCACGAGAAUGUGAGCAUACUCUAUGCGGAUAUCGUUGGCUUCACAGCCAUCUCCUCGACAUAUAGCGCCCAAGAUUUGGUUAAAAUGCUUAACGAGCUCUUCGCACGCUUCGAUAGGCUCGCCGAGAAAUAUCAACAAUUGCGCAUCAAGAUUCUUGGCGAUUGCUAUUAUUGCAUUAGUGGUGCCCCCGACGAGCGACCGGAUCACGCCGUCAUGUGCGUGCACAUGGGACUCUCCAUGGUGAAGGCCAUCAAGUAUGUGCAGCAGAAGGCCAACUCACCUGUUGAUAUGCGUGUGGGAAUACACACGGGAGCAGUGCUAGCCGGCAUUCUCGGCCAAAGGCAGUGGCAGUUUGACGUCUACUCCAAGGAUGUCGAGUUGGCUAAUAAAAUGGAAUCGAGCGGCAAGGCUGGACGCGUCCAUAUUUCGGACAAAACACUGGCCUUCCUCAACGGCGAGUUCGAGGUGGAGCCCGCCUUUGGGGAGAAACGGGAGGAGCUGCUACGGAUUGCCGGACUGAAGACCUAUUUCAUCACCAAGGUGGUGAAGCCGUUUGCCUCGCCAUGUGCCAAGAAAAUCAACGAAACUCAAGCGGAAAACCUCCAUAGCAGUCCCAAUGGUUCAACCAACGAAGCCAUAACCGGCGCGGACGACAACGACGGCCUGGACGAUGAGGAGCUUCUGGCCCAGACUGUCGUGUCCAACGGCCAUCAAACACCCGGCGAGGAGGACGAAGAGGAGCAGGUCAAGCUUGAGAACUUUAAGCAACGAUUGAAAGACGAACUCGUGACUCGUGAUGGACAUGAGAACCUCAUCAAGGACACCAAUGUAUUCCUACGCUUUAAGAAUCCCCAGCUGGAGCAGUCGUACGCCGUUUACAGGGAGCCGUACAGUUCCCUGCCGUUGCUGGCCGCUCUCCUGGUCCAGUGCAUUGAUGUUCUCUACUCCUACCUGGUGCUUCCCCGAUCCACGCUCCACUUCAUCAAUAUCGCAGCACCCUUAGUUCCAAUCGCCAUGCUGGUGGUCAUCAGCAUAGCCGAGAGCUUCAGCGGAAUGCUACCCAAGUUCUUCGUCGAUGUGAGCAAGAGAUUCAAUGACAUUACCUUCGUCCGGGAGCUGGCCGCCAUAAUCAUAGCACUUACCAUUGGUCUAAGCAACGUUGUCGACAUGUUCUUCUUCGUCACCUUCGUUCGCACCGAGCACAUUGUGAGCGAAAGCGAAUUCAAUGCCACGGCCGGAAUGGAGGGCGUCGAAGUGGACGUGGAGGAUUCAGGGGUGGUCACAGCCGAGCACCUGCUGCCCGCAUCGUUUGUGGAGCAAAUGCGCGAGGCAGUACCUACAGAACGUGUCCUAUAUCCGUCCUACUUGAGUAAUUUCGGUGUCCUUAUAUUGAUUGCGAUUGCCGUAAUUGCUCAGCUCACGCAUCUUACAAAGAUUUUGUUGCUGCUAUCCAUUGCAGCUCUGCAUUGCUACUUCAAUAUAUUCAUUAUGCAGGACCUGUACUCCUUGGAAGAUGAUUUGUCACACCAACCUCUCAUAUCAACACGUUACUGCACUUCUGGACUCUUAUUGGUGGCUGCUUUGGCGCUCAGCACUUUAGCCAGACAUAUGGAUCACGAAGAUCGUGUGAUUUUUAAGUGGAAGACAGAGGUGGCCGAGCAGAAGGAGACUGCCAACGACAUGCGACAGCGGAAUGAGGCCUUAGUCUACAACGUCCUACCCGUUCAUGUGGCAGAGCACUUCAUGAAGAACACCAAACGCUCCCACGACGACCUCUACUCCCAGAGCUAUGCCGAAGUGGGAGUUCUAUUCGCCAGUAUGCCAAACUUUUCAGACUUUUAUUCGGAGGAGACUGUUAACAAUCAGGGUCUGGAGUGCCUGCGGUUUCUGAAUGAAGUUAUCUCCGAUUUUGACGCCUUGCUGGAGCUCCCUCAGUUCCAGGACAUCAUCAAAAUUAAGACAAUUGGCUCAACCUACAUGGCCGCCAGUGGCAUUAAUCUGCAGCGUAACCUUCGAAACGACGCUCCCAUCAUAGAACGCUGGUCCCACCUGGCCGUCCUGGUGGAGUUUGCCCUGGAACUGAAGCACGCCCUGCAGGGCAUUAACGAGCAGUCGUUCAAUCACUUCGUCCUCAAAAUGGGCAUCAAUCAUGGCCCGAUAACGGCGGGCGUUAUUGGUGCCCGAAAGCCGCACUACGAUAUCUGGGGUAACACCGUCAACGUGGCGUCGCGCAUGGAGAGCACCGGCAAGGCAGGAGCCAUUCAGGUCACCGAGGAGACAUGCAACAUCCUGCAAGAGUUCGGCUACACCUUCCUGCAACGCGGUCUAGUGGCUGUCAAAGGAAAAGGCCAGUUGAUGACCUACUACUUGCAGGGUAAAUCCCAGCCAAAUGCGGAACCUGCUGCGCCGACAUCCGCCAUUGAGCUGCAUGGCCCGGAAUCGACGACUCUGGAAUCCACCACCGAACUGGAGGCCUCCGACAUCAAGACACCGCUGCUGAAGGUGAAGGCGCAGGAAGCGACGGCGGAGAGCGAGGGAAUCGCCCAGGAGUCGAGUCUGGGAAACGGCAGUGCUGGCCAAGUGGGGGAAUCUCAAUCCUUGCUAGAAUAAUUUCCGAAAUUUGCUUCUAAUUAGCUUCUGAGUUACUGUAUGAAUGUAUCUUUGAUUCGGCCAGAGAGAGAGUGGGUGUGUGAGUGAGUGUUGGAUGAGUGUUUGAGUUAGUGGAACGAAAGUUAACUGUUAUACUGUUAUACUUGCUAUAAAAUUUGGGUUUGCCUCAGUAUUCGUGUGAUAUUCUAUGCCCCAAGAAGAAAAAAAAAACCAAAAUUCAAAUUUAGUUAAUCUUACAACAUUUGCUUUCCAAAAGUUUGUAAACUGUGUACCUAAGAUGAAGAAAUAUAUAUUUAACUUUAAAGUAUAUUCGACUACGAUUAAGUAUUUUAAUUAUUGUAAAAUCUGUUUUUGUUUCAAACAAAAUUGUUAUCCUUUUUCCAUGAAACUGUAAUAUAUAAGAGAACCACUUUGCUUUAAUUAAUCGGUGUGUAGUUGAGUAGGACAACUGAAUCAAUCACUUUGCAUCUGAAUGUGUAAAAUAUGAAUAUGCGCAUAAAUUAGAGAAUAUUUAUAAAAAAUAACGCUAAGUCCUGAAGUCCUGAAGAACACGGUUACAUAUAGAACAUCAGUUGAGAAUCCGAAUCCCACCACAAAUAAAUGCAGCCCACAAGCAAGUCCAAAAAAAAGCAAACAAAACUAACUUAUAAAAAGAAAAAUUAGUUAAAUUAAAUAUCGAAAUAUAUUCAAUGCAAUAGAAUGUCAGUCUACAGUCUAAAACUAAAAUAAUUGAAUAUCCUGGGUAUGGUCUAGAAAUAUAUGUACACCUUUAUAUAAAUAUAUUAUAUAGAAUCUAUAGAUGUAAACAAUAUAUAGUCAUAUAUAAACUGCA
Drosophila ananassae is the source of this 5284-nucleotide messenger RNA. It is a transcript of the gene Ac3, whose product is annotated as adenylate cyclase type 3. Bases 919 to 4452 code for a protein of 1177 amino acids. Gene Ontology annotation, molecular function: adenylate cyclase activity. Gene Ontology annotation, biological process: adenylate cyclase-activating G protein-coupled receptor signaling pathway; intracellular signal transduction; cAMP biosynthetic process. Lineage: Eukaryota; Metazoa; Arthropoda; Insecta; Diptera; Drosophilidae. Gene Ontology annotation, cellular component: plasma membrane. The transcript has 18 exons. The record is from RefSeq and is a predicted model, not a curated record.